AUGUCCUUCUGCAACCAGCAGCUCAGCUCCCGCUGCUUCCCCCCCUGCGAGGUGACCUGUCCCCAGCCCAUGACUUGUGCCUGGAACCAGCCCUGUGUCACCUCCUGCCAGGACUCCUGUGCUGUGGUCCACCCACCCCCCGUGGUCAUCACCUUCCCCGGCCCCAUCCUCAGCUCCUGCCCUCAGGAGAGCUUUGUGGGCAGCUCAGUCCCCCAGCUGCCCAGGGGCCUGCAGGGCUCCCUUGUCUACGGGGACUACUUGUCUUCUUCCUCCUCCUGCAACCAGCUCUGGAGCCAGCGCUACGGGGGCUGUGGGCCAUGCUGA
Molecule: messenger RNA, 324 nt
Organism: Chaetura pelagica (chimney swift)
Lineage: Eukaryota; Metazoa; Chordata; Aves; Apodiformes; Apodidae
Product: feather keratin 4-like
Exons: 1
Coding region: 1-324 (107 amino acids)
Cellular component (GO): intermediate filament
Molecular function (GO): structural constituent of cytoskeleton
Source: RefSeq, a predicted model, not a curated record